CUCACGACAUAAGUCGGUGGUGGAGGCAACAAGUGGGAACUGAGAAAGGGUUAGGGCUCUCUGUUCUUCUGUUAGGUGCGCAACUCAACCAGUCGACCCAAAUCGGAAUCGGAAUCGAAUCCAACCGAAACCGGUCGAAGAUGUGGCACGAAGCAAGGAGGUCGGAGCGGAAGGUCCACGACAUGAUGGACGCCGCUCGAAAGCGAGCUCAACGACGUGCCGUUUUCCUGGCCAAGCGCCGCGGCGACCCGCAGCAAUCGAUCCAGGUCGUCGGCUCCCGCUGCCGUUUGUACCGCGACGACGGCCUCUACCAAGCCUCCGAGGACCAGCAAGGCUUGAUUCCUUGGAACGGGAAACAGGACGUUUUGAUUGAUAGAUUUGAUGGGCGUGCUCUUCUCGAUUUUAUUCGAGAGUCCCGGCACUUACGUGCUCAAGAAAAAUCGGAAGAAGAGGAAGAAUUAGAAGAGUUUGUUAAUUUUGAGCGUUAUCGGGAUUUAAUUAAGCAUCGUCGUAGAGGAUUUACAGAUGAAGAGGGUUUGCAACAUGUGAAUGAAGAAAUAGAGACAAGGGUUACUGCUCCAUUUGCUCCUGAGAGGUCUCAGAUGCAACAACCUUCUGCCGUUAAAGGUUCUUAUUCACAGGUGGGGUUCUCUUAUGAAGGGGAUGGAAAAGAGGAGGCUCAGUUUUCAGACCCUGAUGAUAACGAUGAAGAUGAAGAAGAAGAUGAGGAUGAGGAUGAUUUCAACAGUGAUGAUAGCAGUGAUGAAGGAAUGGAUAAAAUAGCAAAAGAAUUUGGAAUAAAAAGGUAUGGUUGGCUUGUAUACAUGGAUAAGAAAGCUAAGGAGGAGGAGAAAAGGCAAAAGGAAGUGAUCAAAGGCGAUCCUGCAAUUAGGAAGAUGAGUCGCAAGGAAAGAAGGAAGGCUUCUCAGAUAGAAAGGGAGAGGGAAAGAGAAGCUGCACGGGUAACUGGAACUCAGGUGCUCCACCAUGAUCCGUACCGUGAAUCUAGACGAAGUCCAACAUAUGAAGCUUAUCCUCGCUCAAGAAGAUCAAGAUCGCGAUCAUACUCACCAUCAUACUCACGGAGAUAUCCUCGUGGACGACAUUCUGAUGAAGCUCAUCGAAGCAAACCAGCAACUUCUAAAAUAGAAUAUAUUACUGAAUUUGGGGGCUCCGGAGAUAAGGAUGAAUCAAAGCGUGCAGGAUUUUCUCCACCGUCAUCUCCUCCCUCACAGGCCGAUGUGUUAAACCGGCCUUCAACUGGUCUCAUACUUGAGGCUCUGCAUGUUGAUCCUGCAUCCGGUGCAUCCCUUGAGAAGGAUAAGGGCACUAAAGUGGUGAAACCACCAGCAAGCACAUCCUCAGCGUUAGCAAAGUUAACCAAGGGAAGUACUUCUGGUGGGCCAUUGAAACAGCAACCAGUGGAGAAGAAAGAAACUCCUCAAGAACGACUUAAAAGGAUUAUGAGCAGGCAGCUGAACAAACAAAUUAAGAAAGAUACUGCUGCUGAAAUUGCUAAAAAGAGAGAGCAGGAGCGCCAGAGGCUGGAAAAACUUGCAGAAACAAGCCGAUUAAGUAGAUCUAGGCGUCGUAGUCGCAGCAGGAGCUAUAGCCGCUCUCCUCCACGAAGAUACCGAGAUAGUAGAAGUCGGAGUAGAAGCAAGAGUUCCCGAAGACAUUAUUCUCGAUCUCGGUCUCGGUCUCGUUCCCGCUCCCGAACACGUAAUCAUUCACGCACGUACUCCCGCUCACCAAGGGUACGAAGCCGAACAAGACAUUGAUGGAUAUUGAAUUGACGCAAGGUGAUCAGAGUACUUCAAAUACUUGGAUUGGAGUAUUUUUGUACUUUUAGAAAGGUAGAGCACUGGUUACUAUUGAAAUUCAUAGGUUUCAUUCCGAGUUAUGCAAACCUUGUUGUAUAUGAGUAUAUAAUAAAUGGAUACUAUGAUUUAUGUUUGUUUCUGUCAGACUAGUGACUCUUUUGCUACUAUAUAAUAUGACAUAAAACCUUUCUUAAAA
Prunus persica (peach) is the source of this 2019-nucleotide messenger RNA. Its product is annotated as CLK4-associating serine/arginine rich protein. The coding region runs from base 141 to 1781 and encodes 546 amino acids. NCBI's taxonomy places the organism in Eukaryota, Viridiplantae, Streptophyta, Magnoliopsida, Rosales, Rosaceae. The record is from RefSeq and is a predicted model, not a curated record. The transcript is spliced from 13 exons.